CACCGAGGCCAUCAACUCGACCUGCGCCACACUUCACCCACGCCCACCGUGCUCGCCUUCGCCGGACCUCCUCGCCCCUUCUGCGUGCUUCUCCAGCACGUCUCCCGCUCGUACGAACCAAACGUUGCCUCGGUCAGGUCGAAGCCCCACUAGUUGGGCCUCUACCGCCUGUACAACACGGUACAUACGCACACUCCACGAACACGCGGACGUCUUACAUAUCGCGGCCCUCUGCGUCCGACAUGCGCGGGCUGCCCAGAAUAUAGAGUGCGGUAAAGAGUGCAGCUGCUCCCUUGCCGCCCCCGGAUUCCCCGCCACCCCACCAAAUGAACGGCCACACCAAUGGCGCCCACGGCAGCGAUGCGUCCGGCCAGUCGAGAGGCUCUGGCGGCUCCAAACCGACCAUCGCUGAGAUCGUGGGCUCGGCUACGGAGACAGUGGACGGACUGAGACACCACUCGAUCAAGAACUUGCUCGAGCAUGCAAAGCAGCACUUUACCUCGGCCAGGACCAUGCUUGGCAAUCGCUCUCCCGUAGCUGGUUCGUACUGGGAGUAUCUGGUCGCCUACCAGAUCGUUGCUGUCCUGAUCCCUCAGCAUGCAGACUAUCACGACAAGAUCGCCGGCAGCCGCAACCAGACGCACCGCGACUACAACACUUUACUGAAAGAGAUUUCUUCCGCGGAAGAACAAUUUGUGUACAUCAAGAACAUCAUCAAGAACGACAACCUCCGAAAUGGCACCCAUAGCAGGACUGGGUCUGCUUCGUUCGCUAUGAGGCCAGAGUCGCGCAACGGGAAAAUUGCGAUCAAGAGGGAUGACGAGCUGAUGUUGCCAAGCGUGCCUUCGUCAGCACCAAGUAGCGAGGCUUCAAGCUCCGUCAGUUCUGGGCGGAGGAAGCCAGUGCCGCAGCCAAAGCCACAGUCAUUACAUGGCCGAGCUGUGCACCAAAACUCAACGUCCGUCAACGGGGAUCUUGCCGAUCGUUUUGCCAAACUACGAGGGCCUGGUCCAUCCAUAGAUACGACCUCAGCCCGCUCGAGUCAGGAUCUUUCUGUCAAAAUGCCAUCUCCUGCAGACUUUCAGUCUUCGAAUCGACCUGUUGGCCCUAGAGACAUGCCACCACCUUCACGACUACCACCAAAACUUCCACUGGAUACAGCCAUGGCAGCGUCAUUUCCAAAAGAGCCGAGUCCAACCUACAGUCCAGCACGCAACAUUGCCCUGCCGCCACACAUUGCGCCCCCACGAAGCACACCACGAAGCAUGAACGGUACCGGUGGGCGCAGUAACUCAUUGGCGGCAGCAUCGAGCGCAUCGAAUCAAGCGCCGAACACCAACGGCACACCAGAUUCGUACUUUCCGACGCAACAGCUGACUCGCGCACCCGCCAGCCGCACUCGAUCUGUUAGUGCCGCUAUAGAACUGGAGAUAGACGCCGCAAAACUCUACGACUAUCUUCGCAUGUUCAAUGUGCUGGUGAUUGAUGUUCGAGAGCGAUCGACUUUCGAUAGGGGGCACCUCUACCAUCGCACAGUCAUGUGUCUGGAGCCAUCAACUCUACAAGACGGCGACUCUGCCGAGCAACUCUCAGAUCGCCUAGUCAUUUCUCCGGAUGAGGAGCAAGCCAUGUUCGAACGACGGCACGAAUACGAUAUAGUCGUCUACUACAACGACUCUACUAUGAACAUUGACUUCAUGACGAAUCACAACCGAGCUGAAGACGAAGCAGCGUUGAAGCAUCUUUACGACACAUUGACCGAGUUCAAUGCUGAUAAACCUUUGAAGCGACCGCCAAUACUAUUGAAGGGUGGCCUCGAUGCGUGGGUCGAUCUGGUCGGGCCCCAAGCCUUGAAAACGUCAACGACCGCUGCGCUCCUCGCUACUGGCCAGACGAGAUCUCGAGGAGUUCGUCGAGCACCUGCUGCAACAAAUGCUGCAAAGCUGAAUCUACAACGCCGAAGACGAGAGUACGUUCCUAUGGAUCCUGAAGAGGAGCAGCAAUGGCUGGAGGAGGCUCGUAAGGGAAGAGCUGUUGUCGAGCAACCGGCCAUAGAUGAGGAGAGUGAGGAGCCCGAGUCAUCGUUCUACCGUACAACCGAGGAUUUUCUACGGAGAUUUCCAGAUGUUGAAGGAGGACAGUCCAUGGUCCAAGCAGCUCCGCGACCGCCACCGAUACCUCAGUAUGUGCAGCCGGCUAUUCCCAUCGCGCCAUCUCGACCACCACCUUCAGUUCCUCGAGUUAGCUACAGCGGUGUUCAUGAGCGGUCAGUUGCUCCUCAAGGCCGUAACAACCAGCCACCGGUGUACAUUUCGCAACCCCACUUCACCAAUGUUCGCUUACACAAAACUGGUCUGAUCAACUUUGGUGUGACUUGCUAUAUGAAUUCGGUAGUGCAGUGCCUUAGCGGGCACUUGGCGCUUUCUGAUUUGUAUUUGACCGGGCGGUACAACCGAGACUUGCAAAGAGAGAACUGGAAAGGAACAAAAGGCAUCCUGCCUGAAGCCUAUGCGACCCUGAUAUCGAACUUGUUCAAGGGUGACAUCUCAUCCGUACGACCAAGUACAUUCCGCAGGGUGUGUGGCCACUUCAACUCGCAAUGGGGUGUCGACCAACAGCAAGACGCCAAAGAAUUCCUUGAAUUCGUCCUCGACUUCAUGCAUGAGGAUCUCAACGUGACAUGGAACAAGGCCCCUCUUCAGCCUCUGACAGAGAAACAAGAGUUGCAAAGAGAGCAGUUCCCUCGACAAUACGCUGCGAAGAUCGAAUGGGCAAGAUACCAGCAUCGUGACAUGUCAGUCAUUGGUGGCAUGUUCGCUGGCCAGCACGCUUCACAGCUCACAUGUCAAGCUUGUGGCAUCACAAGCACGACCUACGAAGCCUUCUGGAGUCUGAGUUUGGAGAUUCCACACGAUCAAGCCUGCGAUGUGCGUGACUGCUUACGGUCGUAUUGCUCUGCCGAGCGCCUGGCAGGAGACGAGCUCUGGCGUUGUCCCAGAUGCAAGAAAGACCGUGAGGCCGUCAAGAAGAUCACAAUCACGCGAGCACCCGACACACUAGUCGUUCAUUUCAAGCGCUUCAGUGCCUCGCAUAAUGAGAGUGCUCGCAAAGUACGGACACCUAUCAAUUUCCCACUCCAAGGUCUCGACAUGAGCCCGUUCAUGGAGAAGCCCAUGUUACCUGAGCAGGAACAGUACAUUGCGAAAAAUGCCCCUGAUGGCCUGACGCAGUUAGCCGGCUUGAAAGCAGAUCCUACCAUGAACGGACCUUACGUUUACAACGCAUACGCUGUCAUUCACCACAUCGGCGCGACGCUUGGGAGUGGUCAUUACACUGCGUUCGUCAAAGACAAAGCUAGGGGCGUCUGGCGAUCGUUCAAUGAUGACCGUCUGGUGGACUUCGAGCCUGGAAACCUGCAGCCGAAAGAUCGCUUGCAGAACGAGCGCGCCUAUAUCGUCUUCUACGAGCGUGAGAGGGUUGCGGGCGGCGCCUUCUAGGCUUCGGCGCUACAGCCCAUCACGACCAAGUUCAAUUCUCUGUCACAUAUUGCACACACGUGCACGCCCUGGAUAUGGGAGUAUCAUUCCGCAUUGCGGCGGCGUUUGCCUUUGAGAUUAGCGUUACGAUCAUUUGUUUUGCGUCUUGAUACCUUUGAGUCACGAGGGGGUGGGGAUUUUGUACCCUUCGAGGGCCUUUAACAAGCGUUGCGUGUGUUUGGAUAGAGACAUUGGUGAUACCAUGAUUAUAACAGCAUUCUAUUGAUACGAGGAUUAUGUCAUCCCGAUACUAGCCAUUCAGAACCCGCACGUCUCCAAGAUUUUCCUCGCAUCGUCAGAGGGUCACAGCGCUAAUGCGACAUCGGCCCGCAAGCUGAACAGGCGCUAAUUUUAUUCGCGUUGCCUAUCUUAUCG
Messenger RNA from Boeremia exigua, 3911 nucleotides. RefSeq lists its product as uncharacterized. Bases 327 to 3497 code for a protein of 1056 amino acids. Gene Ontology annotation, cellular component: cytoplasm. The record is from RefSeq and is a predicted model, not a curated record. The transcript has 3 exons. Gene Ontology annotation, molecular function: cysteine-type deubiquitinase activity. Gene Ontology annotation, biological process: protein deubiquitination. NCBI's taxonomy places the organism in Eukaryota, Fungi, Ascomycota, Dothideomycetes, Pleosporales, Didymellaceae.